AUGAAAGUGAAGAUAAAAAAGAGAUCAGAACACAUUUCUACAAAAAAAGGUGAUCAAAAAAUGGGUUCUAAACCAGCUGCAGCAAAUCCAGAUGACUACAAACUCAAAGACACAAAGCCACAACUCGGUGAAAGAUGGCCACAUGGCGGAAUAAGAGGAGGUGGAGGGUGGAUAAGCAGUGAUAGAGUCACAAGCACAUACGAUCUUGUAGAACAAAUGUAUUAUCUUUAUGUUCGUGUUGAAAAAGCAAGAGAUCUUCCUAUCAACCCUUUGACUGCAAGCUGUGAUCCCUAUGUUGAAGUCAAACUCGGAAACUACAAAGGAAAAACACAGCAUUUUGAAAAGAGAACAUACGCAGAAUGGAAACAAGUGUUUGCGUUUUCAAAAGAGAAAAUACAAUCAACUGUUCUUGAAGUUUACGUGAAAGAUAAAGACAUGAUCGCAAGAGAUGAUUAUUUAGGGAAAGUCGUGUUUGACAUGAAUGAAGUCCCAACACGGGUCCCACCAGACAGCCCGUUAGCACCUCAAUGGUAUCGGUUAGAAGAUCGAAAAGGAGACAGAAAAAUCAAAGGAGAGGUAAUGCUUGCAGUUUGGAUGGGGACACAAGCGGAUGAAGCUUUUUCGGAAGCAUGGCAUUCGGAUGCUGCAACUGUUCAUGGUGAAGGUGUUUUUAGUGUGAGAUCAAAAGUUUAUGUUUCUCCUAAACUUUGGUAUCUAAGAGUUAAUGUAAUCGAAGCACAUGAUGUCGAAUCGGCUGACAAAAGUCAACUCCCGCAAGUUUUUGUCAAAGCUCAACUCGGGAACCAGAUACUAAAGACGAAAUUGUCCCCAACAAAAACAACAAAUCCGAUGUGGAACGAGGAUUUGGUGUUUGUAGCAGCCGAGCCGUUUGAAGAACAGUUAGUUCUCACGCUCGAAAACAAAGCAACUUCAAAAGAAGAGAUCGUGGGUAGAAUCGUCCUUCCACUUACCGCGUUUGAAAAACGGUUAGAUCAUCGAACUGUGCAUUCAAAAUGGUAUAAUCUUGAACAAUUUGGAUUUGCUAUGUUGGAAGGUGGACAAAGAAUGGAGCUUAAAUUCUCAACUAGGAUUCAUCUAAGAGUGUGUCUAGAAGGUGGUUACCAUGUUCUUGAUGAAUCCACAAUGUAUAUAAGCGAUCAACGCCCCACGGCCCGCCAAUUAUGGAAAAAACCAAUCGGAAUCCUCGAGAUCGGGAUUUUAAGCGCGCAAGGACUUCAAGGGAUGAAAACGAAAGACGGAAAGAAAACAACAGACGCGUAUUGUGUCGCGAAAUACGGACAAAAAUGGGUGCGAACUCGUACGAUUUUGGAGAGUUUUAACCCGAAAUGGAACGAACAGUAUACGUGGGAAGUAUACGACCCGUGUACGGUUGUUAGUUUGGGGGUAUUUGACAAUUCCCAUUUGGGCGGGAAUGGAAACGGAGGGAGUGGAAAGGAUUCGAGAAUUGGAAAGAUAAGAAUCCGGUUAUCCACAUUGGAAACGGAUCGAAUCUACACGCAUUCGUAUCCACUUCUUGUUUUACAACCUUCGGGGUUGAAAAAAACCGGUGAGUUACAAUUAGCGUUUCGGUUUACUUGUUUAUCGUUAGCGAAUAUGAUUUAUCUGUAUAGUCAACCUUUACUUCCUAAAAUGCAUUAUCAACAUCCGUUGACUAUAAGCCAGCUGGAUACAUUAAGAUAUCAAGCCAUGAACAUUGUGGCAAUUCGGUUGGGAAGAGCUGAGCCUCCGUUAAGAAGAGAAGUGGUUGAAUACAUGUUGGAUGUUGACUCGCAUAUGUGGAGUAUGAGAAGAAGUAAAGCGAAUUUUUUUCGGAUUGUUUCGGUUUUCACAGGUGUGAUUUCAAUGAGUAAGUGGUUAGGAGAUGUUUCGAAUUGGAAAAAUCCUGUAACUACUCUCCUGGUUCAUGUUCUUUUUUUUAUAUUGGUUUGUUUUCCGGAGUUGAUUCUUCCAACUGGAUUCCUGUAUAUGUUUCUUAUCGGAGUAUGGAAUUACCGAUUCCGUCCACGUCAUCCGCCACAUAUGGACACGAAGCUGUCAUGGGCUGAAGCUGUUCAGCCGGAUGAAUUGGAUGAAGAGUUUGAUUCUUUUCCUUCUUCAAAGCCACAGGAUGUGACAAAGAUGAGGUAUGAUAGGCUUAGGAGUGUGGCUGGAAGGAUACAGACAGUGGUUGGUGAUAUUGCAACACAAGGGGAAAGGUUUCAGGCGUUGCUGAGCUGGCGGGACCCGAGGGCGAGCUGUUUGUUUGUGCUUCUUUGUCUUGUGAUAGCUGUUGCUCUGUAUGUGACGCCUUUUAAGCUUGUUGUUUUGGGGAUGGGUUUGUUUUUGUUGAGGCAUCCGAGGUUUAGAAGCAAGAUGCCUUCAGCGCCUAGUAAUUUCUUCAGGAGAUUACCAGCUCGAGCUGAUAGCAUGCUUUGAGGAAGGAGAAGUAAAGGGAAACUAUAGAGUGUUUGGUAUACGAUAUUGUCUUCAUUUUGUAUUAUGAUUUGAUGUUUUGUUUCGAUUGAAUGUUCAAGUUUAAGUGCUUCAAAAAUUCACUAGCUCCAUCUCAUAGACAGAGUAUAUUUUACUGAUUCAAACUUCAGAAUUUAUGAAAUCUCAUCUGAAUUUGAGGACAUUGU
Lactuca saligna is the source of this 2639-nucleotide messenger RNA. Lineage: Eukaryota; Viridiplantae; Streptophyta; Magnoliopsida; Asterales; Asteraceae. The record is from the annotation of a GenBank genome assembly.